Molecule: messenger RNA, 2526 nt
Organism: Aspergillus niger
Lineage: Eukaryota; Fungi; Ascomycota; Eurotiomycetes; Eurotiales; Aspergillaceae
Exons: 1
Coding region: 1-2526 (841 amino acids)
Biological process (GO): signal transduction
Source: RefSeq, a predicted model, not a curated record
AUGCAAGGCCAGGGGGCCUUGUCGCAAAGCUCUGUGGUUGUCGGAGUGGAACGUCAGGGGAAUGGGGAGCUAGUUGCCACGCAGUCGACUGCCGCAAAACAGCGUAGGCGGCCAAAAUCAGUAUUUAUUUCUUACAGUUCUUUGGAUCGAUAUCACGCCUUGCAUCUCAAGCGUCUACUCGAAGUAAAAGGAAUCAAAGUCUGGCUUGAUGUUUUUGACAUCCAAACUGGGGGUGAAUUCGACUCGGACCUGUUUCAGGUCAUCGGACAACAGGAUUUGUUUUGCCUACUCUUAUCUCCUAAAGCCGUACAGUCAAUGUGGGUCGAAAAGGAGAUCCAGACUGCCCAGGCCAGUCCGGAGCUUUAUAUUCUUCCAAUUAUAUUGAGACCAUGCAACAUCCCUCCAGAGCUAAAAGACAUCAUCGCCUUUGAUGCUACAGAAGGACUAGACCGUGAUAGUGUUCGCGAUCGACUCUUCCGGGCAGUAUUGGGUGACUUUGAUAUCGAAGGGUCGGUGAUACUUAGUGAAAUGGAAAGUGAACUUCAGUAUAACAAAUUUCUUCAAGAUCAAGCAGAAGAAGCCCUUCCGGAAAUCAGGCGAACGGUCGACGCAUCGUCCGCAAGCCCGAUACGCCGUGUCGAUCUAAAUAUAUUCCCAGAGACACUCCCUGAAGAUUCUGAUGUCAUACUGGAGCUGAAACUGAAACUUGACACGCUCUUUCACGGAACAAUGUCGUUCUUUAUUGCAAGGUACCGAGAGGGUCGUACUUGGCCUGAAGGAUACGGUUUCAGAGAGCCAGACUAUGAUGAAUUCUAUUUGAGAAUCAAGCCCCGUAUUGACGUGCAAUUCAAGUGGUUCGAUCGCAUUGUCCGGUUGAAGCCAAUUGAAUACGGCAAUGAUUGGAAAGAUCACACCGAGAGAUAUUUCAUCGAAUUUGAUGGCACGCAGUUCAAGCCAUAUGAGGAUCUCUCGUUUCCUCAAGUGUUUGAAAUCCCCUGCCUGCGCACGCUUAUCAAAGAUCACAGUUCCUUCGAGCUUGUCUCACACAACACUUUAAGCAAGGCAUCAACGGUUGUUUCUGAGGGCACUGAUAUCUCUAUUGAGCUAGUGGGAGAGGUGGCGCAGGGCGAGUGGUUGCAAUUAUAUCGUAGCCACAUCACGAAGGAUCUACAAAACCUCCAGAAAGCUCCAUACCUCUCAUCACCAGAGAUGAGUCCGAUAUUUCGUGAGGCAUUACUAUCCCGCUGCCUUGUGACUACGGACGGGAAGAAAGGAGACAGCUACAAGGAGCUCGAAGAAUCAAUAAUUGCAUCGAUCGAGAAGGGUGAAUACAGUAGUGCGGAUGAAAUGCGCCUAGCUGGAUGGUAUCUUUUUGAUAAGGGCUCCAUGAGCUUUGGACGAGAAAUGUGGAGAGACGCAUAUGAAGCUUAUGAGAAAGCCAGCUUGGCUCUACAGCCACUUGUUAUGUCUCAAGUUCCGACGAUGCGCGAUGCGGUAUCCAUGUACUUGUCCGUCCGACGUAUGGUGGAGAUAUUUAUGCAACAACAAAGUUUUCAGCAUGCCGGGGGGAUCAUUUCUGCUCUCAUGCGAGUGGCUCGAUCAAUCAGUGAGUCAGAUUCCGAGGAGCCAGAUUUCCAAAGGAUAUGGGCAGACGCUCUAUUCGUGGAAGCGAAGGUAAAUGCGGCGCUAGAGCAGAAAGACCUUGCCGUCGAGAGCCUCGUCAAGAAUGUCGAUGUCUUCCAUCAAUUAUAUCUGACGGUGCAGCUGCCAUCCCGGCAACGAGCAUGGAUAGCUGCCUUAUCAUAUGCCAUCCGGACGGUCGCUGGCUGGCAGAUCUUAGCGGACCAACAGUUGAGUGCGUGGAGAACCGAUCUGCGAAAUGCAAUUGGGAACAAUGACGAAGCCUUCGAAUUACUCACGCGACCGCCCCCGCCUCCUAACGAGCUGCCUGUAUGGCUUCGGGACUGUACACUCCAGCAAUGGCCAACUAAACCAAUCAAAAGUGCCGCUCUCCGGUAUGCAUUGAAACUACCCGAACGGUGGGACAGCUCCUUCACCGUCCGGGGCACGUCGCGCUCGAUUGAACACAUUUACCACGGUACACCGGGCAUUGACGCGGAGCGGCUGAUGAUUGAGUUUCUAGAGGACCUGAAUGAACAUGGCGACAUCACAAAGGCCGUGACAGUUUACAUGGCCUUAAUAGGAAUGCCUGUCCUGUACGACCUGGUAGCCCAACCGACAUUGCUACCGGGUACCUGGCAGUACAUGGGUAAACUACCAAGUCUCAUCACAAGCCUGAACGCUGAUGAUGCUUGUGCGUACAUGGGCCUGGCCAGGUUUCAGGCCUCGUUUAACCUACUGGGAAGAAUCUAUGUUGUACUGGUUCGGAAAGGGACAUUUAGGUGGAAGAUCACGCUAAGUUUUGAGACGGCUUGCCUACCUAGCAUGCCUGAGGACAUAGUCAAUUCAAAUGACCAUGUCCGUGCUGGGGCAAUUCUCGGAUCUUUGCAAUUGCUAGGCCCAUAA